AUGUUGCGAAACCCGACCGCGCUCGCCUUUACAGCGCUGCUCAUGGUGGCUCAGGUGGCCUGCGCCUCCUUUGGCGACGACGCAAAUGACCAGGUCGGCGAAAUGUCCAUUGUCUUUCCACAAAACGACACAUACGCAGUCGUCUCGCCAUUUCCCGUAAUUUUUGGAUACCAAAACGCGCCCGCAUUGCUAUCCUACAAUUCCGAGCUCUCGUGGUCGGUUCAAUGCGCGCAAGGCUCGCUGUAUGGCAGCGACACCAUCAAUGGCUACAAGUAUGCCGAGGUGCCGUCGGGCGCGUACUAUAUCCUCAAUUCCACCAAGACACUGCAGGAUGCUCUGCCUAGCGGUAGCAAGGAUCCCAAGGGCUCGUACGGCUCUUGGCGCGGCGCGGAGGAUGCGUGCGCCUUGAGCUGGGCGUUCCACUACUGGACUGUCUGCUCCAAGCAGCCCGACGAUGCGACACUGAUCCAGUCCGGUGUUGGAAAGAGGACAGGGAAAAUGUACUUUACAGUGCGGCCCGGGGCCAAGCUGCCGAGGGAUGCUAUUCGCGAAUACCAGGGCUGUGCGCUCAAGGGAACCGCUGAAAAAGUGGCCAAUACUUCGAUUGCAUGCCCCAAUCUACUUACGCAACCAGAGGCGCAGCCCUGUAACCUUGACGUCAAGGCGGCGGCCAGCAGCCUUGCGGGAGCCGCCGUGUCGCCAACGACCUCCUUUACUGGCACAUCGACGUCCAGUAUAGUGGGAGCAACUACAACAUUGUCGUCGAGCGGGCCAAGCGGAACUGGCGGCAGCACUUCUCCAAAGAAGGACUCUUCUGCGAGCACGGUUGGGCGGGAUUCACAUUCGAUCCUGUGGACAAUUUCGACCUGCCUUUUCAUGCUCCAUUUGUAA
This is a messenger RNA of Cordyceps militaris CM01, 891 nucleotides long. RefSeq lists its product as uncharacterized. The transcript has a single exon. The record is from RefSeq and is a predicted model, not a curated record. The coding region runs from base 1 to 891 and encodes 296 amino acids. Lineage: Eukaryota; Fungi; Ascomycota; Sordariomycetes; Hypocreales; Cordycipitaceae.